AUGAUACCAGAGCCUUCAGCUGCUGCUUCAUCCAGGUCCUCAAAACAAAACACUAAUGGUCACACAGAGGGAACCAGCUCUGCAGCUGUCAUUCAUCCAGAGGACGACUCUGGGAGUGAAAACAGGCAGAAGACUAAGCGGCGGCGAAGAUCUCGCAGUGUGUUCGAGAAUGACAAGAGUCAAAGGGCCAUGGCCGGCUGCAGUGGCAUUAGCAGAGCACAGGGCAGACGUGUCAAACAGAAACACGUGGAGGCUGUCACCCUGUUCGAGGUGAUGACCCUGGGCAGAAGGGCUGUAGAGGUGGUGAUUGAUGACUGGAUUGAGGCAUAUUUGACAGACAGAGACUCUUCUCUCCUCGACCUCAUCAGCUUCUUCAUCCAGUGCUGCGGAUGCAAAGGUGUGGUCACAGCAGAGAUGUGUCAGAGCAGAGAGGACAGAGAUGUCAGGAGUAUGAUGGUCGAGGAGCUCGAUGAGGGUGCUGGUCUGCAGUACAAGAGGUUUCUGGCCUUUCCAUGGAUCCUCACUGUCACAUGGCCCAUGAAUGCAGACAGUGCAGAGUAUCCCCUCGUGCAGUCUGGACCAGCCGCUCGCUGGUUUCACUCCGAGUUCAGUGACUUUGUGUCGGUGCUGGUGACUCGGUGUCAGCACAGCGUCAUCUUUGACAGCUACCUGAUGAGCAGCCUGAUCUUGCUGUUCUCCGAGCUGUCGGACUCAUACGUGCGAGCUUUCAGACACACGUGCACACUCGCAGCAGUGAAGAUGGUGAGCGCUCUGGUGACCGUGGCUGUGAGCCUGAACGUUGGGGUUGAAAACAGCCAGAAACUGUACGAGGUGCAGAGGACCAAGAGCUCCAGGCAGAAAAGCUCACAGCAGUUGGACAGAAUCCAGAAAAAGCUUGCAGAGUUGCAGGAAAAGCGAGCGGAGAUAGAGAGCAUGAUGGACGCCAUCUUUAAAGGUGUCUUUCUGAAGAGAUAUCGUGACAUGCUUCCAGAAAUCCGUUCCAUGUGCAUGGAGGAGUUGGCUUCAUGGAUGAAGCUCUACAGCUCGGCAUUUCUCAACGACACUUACCUCAAGUACAUGGGCUGGAUGAUGCAUGACAAGAUACCUGAUGUGCGUCUGAAGUGUGUGUUAGGUCUGCAGGGUCUGUACAGCAACCCCGCUUUACUGCCAAAACUGAAUCUGUUCACCAGCUGCUUCAAGGACCGUCUUGUGUCCAUGACGCUGGAUAAGGACAAUGAGGUGGCAGUCCAAACCAUGAAACUGCUGCUACUCAUUUCCAAAAUGUGUGAUGAUGUUCUCACUGAGGAAGACUACAAGCAGCUGCUCCGGUUUGUUUACUCGUCCCAUCGGCCUCUUGCAGCCACUGCAGGGGAGCUACUCUUCUCGAGGAUUCUUGCUGCUUCAGCCACCGCCUCUGAUAUCCAGGAUGAAAUGAGUGAGGAGGCCCAUAUAUGCCAAACCUUUGCCAGAUUUAAAGUUUUACUCCAGUUUUAUCAGGAGUCUGAGCUGCACGAGCAUGUGGUGUACCUAGUGGACAGUCUGUGGGACUGUGGGGGAGCUCUGCUGAAGGACUGGCCCUCGUUCACAGCUGCACUGCUGCAGAACCCCUUCUCCUCACACAACACAGGUUUCACAGCAGCAGAACAUGCAGUGAUCGUAGAGAUUCUGGUUGCAGCGGCUCGUCAGGCCUCAGAGGGACCAGUGCUGGCUGGGAGGACUGGAACCAAGAAGGUGAUGAGUGUCAGAGAAAAGAAAAGUCAAACUGAUGACUGUCUGCAGCUCACUGAACAUCUCCUCGUGGUGCUUCCUCGCUUAAUCUCCAAGUUUUCAUGUAGCAGUGACAUUGUUGCUUCCCUAAUGAAGAUUCCUCAGUUCUUCAUCUCAGAUUGCUCCGAGGCUGAACACACACAGAUGGUUUUCAGUCUGAUGGCAGAGAUGGCAGCUGUUUUGGACCUCCACCCGACCACUGCCGUCCUGGAGGCGGCAGCCUGCACGUACCUCAGUCUGUGUAGCGAGCAAGCAGCGUGGUGCUCCGAGGCUAAAACUGCACGAGACUCUCUGGUCCAGCGCUGGGUGGACCAGCUGACAGAGCUGCUGGGGGAAUCGCUCAGGGAUGAUGUUUUUUCUGCUGAUGAGGAGAAAAACAGAGAAAUUGUUGCAACGCUAAAGAAACUCAGAGCAUUCCACAACUGUCAUGACCUCGGUCAGUGGAGUCUGUUCGACCUGCUGUCUCCUCUCCUGACUGAGGAGAGCCGACAAGGAGGAGCUCCACCUGAGAUGCUGGAGGAAGUGCUGCGGUGCUUGUCUUUCACCAUGCUCUGGUCUCUUAACACAAGCAGUGAAACUCUAACCUGCAGAGAAACGGCCAUGGUCCAGAAACUCCAGCUGCGCCUGUUUUGUGAGAAGAGCCAUCAUUACCUUUCCCAUUGCGAGCUCAGUGUGAGGCUUCAGGCGUUUCUGGGUGUGUGUGACGUCCUGAUGGCUCAUUCAUACCAGCUGCAGGUGUGGGAUCCCACCUGCUUUGGCACACUGCUGUACACACCCAGUCCUAAACUGCAGAGGGCGCUGUUGGCUUUUGUGUCCUCACACGUUUUUGUGGGCCUGGACUGUGACAGUCAGAGUAGAGCGUGCGAGAGCUCUGAAGUGGUGCGGCUGCAGAACCUUCACAGAAGAAGGAACGUGCUCGCAGCUUACUGCAAACUUGUCGUGCGCGGAGUGCUGGAAAUGAGUGCGGCGGCGGACGUCUACAUGCACUACAUGAAGACCUACAGUGAGUUUGGAGACAUCAUGAAGGAGACCAUGAGCAGGACGAGGCAGGUCAAUAAAAUGGAGAGCGCUCGUACGCUGGCGCUGUGUCUGCAGCAGCUGUUUGUGGCACUCAGGCGGGAGCAAGAGAGCAGCAGCAGGGCUCAGCCAGAAGUCCAGACGUUCAGCAGCAUCAAGGAGCUGGCCAGGAGGUUCGCCCUCACGUUCGGAGAUGUGGUCAAGUUUCGUGAAUGUGUCGUCAUGAUCCACAGGAACGGUAUAGAGUUUGUGUUCCAAGAAUCCCUUCAGGCUCCAGAUGCCGCUGCACCAUUGUACCUCUCCUACCUGACCAUCCUCAGCGAGUUCUCCAGCAAGCUGCUCAAACCAGACAAGAAGACGGUGUUCUCCUACCUCCAAAAACACACUGCAGAGCACAUUAUUGACCUAAGGGAGGAGCUAUGGCAACCUCUCCUCUACUAUCGCGUGUCUUUAUUGGCCGUGGCUGAAACGGAGGAUGCAGCGUCAUACAUCAGCUCAGACAAGAGGCCCUAUCUGCACAACCGCACUUCUUUUUGCAAACAAAAACAAGAAGGUAUCAAGUCUCCCAGUCAGUUUCAUCCUGCUGACGUUAGUAAAGUUCCCAAACUGAGCACUGGUCCAAGUCUUCAGGAGAAAAUAAGCAAUGUGGAUCCAUCCCCCGUUCCUCUUGAGCUUCCUAGAAGAAGCUUAAACACGGAGGAAUCUGUCCUCAGCAUCGGCAGCGAGCCAGAUGACGGCACGGUGGAGGUCGAGCUGUAG
Messenger RNA from Nematolebias whitei (Rio pearlfish), 3543 nucleotides. Its product is annotated as cohesin subunit SA-2. Gene Ontology annotation, molecular function: chromatin binding. Gene Ontology annotation, cellular component: cohesin complex; nucleus; chromatin. Gene Ontology annotation, biological process: sister chromatid cohesion. The coding region runs from base 1 to 3543 and encodes 1180 amino acids. The record is from RefSeq and is a predicted model, not a curated record. NCBI's taxonomy places the organism in Eukaryota, Metazoa, Chordata, Actinopteri, Cyprinodontiformes, Rivulidae. The transcript is spliced from 31 exons.